CUUUUAACCCUUGUUGUACAGAAAUAGAUAUAUAUUCUUAUUUAUUCACCCAAGUAUUAUCAGAUAAUAAUAAUAAUAUUAAUAAUAAAAAAGGGAAAAUGGAGCCUUCAACUUUUGAUAAAAUGAAAAUGGGCGCAAUGAUGGGUGGCACUGUUGGUUUAUGUAUUGGCUUUGUUUUUGGGUCUAUAAGUCUUAUGAGGUAUGGAUCAGGCUCCAAAGGUCCUAUUACAAUGCUUAGUAAGUACAUGAUUGGGUCAGCAGCUUCAUUUGGUUUUUUCAUGUCGAUAGGAUCUGUUGUACGAUCUGAAAGCAGGUUUCAAACACCUAAUAUGAAUUUGCCUGUUAUCAUUAAUAACCAUCGAUUUGGUGAGAAUAAAUCUGCAUUCCAUCAAGAAAAUAAAGAAAAGUAAUAUUUUUAUUUUA
Messenger RNA from Cokeromyces recurvatus, 423 nucleotides. RefSeq names its product reactive mitochondrial oxygen species modulator 1-domain-containing protein. The transcript has 3 exons. Lineage: Eukaryota; Fungi; Mucoromycota; Mucoromycetes; Mucorales; Mucoraceae. Gene Ontology annotation, cellular component: TIM23 mitochondrial import inner membrane translocase complex. The record is from RefSeq and is a predicted model, not a curated record. Gene Ontology annotation, biological process: protein import into mitochondrial matrix; protein insertion into mitochondrial inner membrane. The coding region runs from base 99 to 410 and encodes 103 amino acids.